UCGCAGAUUUUAAAAAGUGAGAGAGGCAGGCGGCAGGAGUUUGGCGUGAGGGGAAGCAGCAGAAGCAGAAAAACAAGCGCUGACGCGGGGAGCGAGCGGCCGCAGUGACACUGUGAGGGUUUUUCCCCACACACAGACGCGCACACUCGUCUUUAACUAUUUCCUUUAUUUUUGCACUCCGACAAAAGAAAAAAAUUAUAAUAAAAAAAGCAGAGAUCCAGUUCGCGUCCUGUUCAGGAGGUGCGACCCAGCGCUCAAUGAUGGAGCUGUCAUCCAUUGGAGAUCAAGUGUUUGCAGUCGAGUCGAUAACAAAUAAGAGGGUGAGAAAGGGUACUGUGGAGUAUCUACUGAAAUGGCAGGGAUGGCCCCCGAAGUACAGUACCUGGGAACCAGAGGACAAUAUUUUGGACCCUCUCCUGGUCCUGGCCUACGAAGAGAAUCAGGAGAAGAUAAGAGCUCUGGCCUAUCGCAGGAAAGGUCUCAGACCGAGGAGGCCCGUCCUGCGGAACGUUUUUGCCAUGGACCUCCGCAGCUCCCACAAGAUGGUGGAGAAGCCCCCGCCUCGCAUUCGCCUCUCCCUCACCAGGUCCAUGAGCACGGACGUGGACCAGGUUGAGCGCGGCGGCAUGUACCGGCGCCAGGCUAGAAGGAACGGCAGGCAGAGGGUGCCCAAGGGAAACAAACACAUGCGUCUGCAGAAGAAGAAGGUGGAGCCCAUGGAGGAGGAUUGGGGUGGCACCAGUGAAGAAGACAAGUCUGAGAGUACUAUUGAGGAGAGAUGCGAAGGCAGUUUAUAUGGUCUGUCAGAGUGCAGCUCCCCUGCCUUGCUCGAGCGACAGGACCUGGAGUUGGAGGUGGAGGAGAAGGUGGAUUCUGACCUUACUGUGGUAAGCUCACAAACGUGGAUUGGCAUAUCAAGUGAGGCCAAGUUCAGUUUCACACAGAAACAACCACUUGUGUACGACCAAUCAAAGGACAGCGCCUCGGCAUCUGAGGCCAGACCGGGCGAUGCGGUUUCUGUGGGUGACGGGCCAGAUUCGGACAGAUUCGAGGAGGGCGUGGAGUCAGGUCCAGAGAGAAGCAACGCGACCUCAGUGAUAGUGAGCAUCCAGGGGAGCAGGGAGACGGCAGGUGACGCUGCCGCUGUCUGCUGCCCGGCUGAGGUGAGGAAGGAGGAAGCAAGAGGUGACAACCAGAGCGUUGCCCCAAAGACUGCCCCCACAGCAGCAGCAGACCACCCGGAGACAGUGAUCGUGACAAAAGUAACUUUAAACUCUGUGACGGUGACAUUUAAAGAAGCGAAGGUAGCCGAAGGCUUCUUUAAGGGCUACUGAACGAGGAUGAAGAGAAGUGGAGAGAGAGCUCAAAAUAACCAUAAUUAGACUUGCCACUCAUUUUGUACAUGUAAAAUGAUUGUGUAAGUAAGAAACGCUACAUGUUUACAAAGCUACACUCAUUUACCACUGAGUUCAGUAAAGAUUUUAUUGCCUUUGCAUUAAAAAUGAGUGGUAAUUUUA
Messenger RNA from Archocentrus centrarchus (flier cichlid), 1517 nucleotides. It is a transcript of the gene cbx7a, whose product is annotated as chromobox homolog 7a. The record is from RefSeq and is a predicted model, not a curated record. Gene Ontology annotation, cellular component: PRC1 complex. Gene Ontology annotation, biological process: negative regulation of transcription by RNA polymerase II. Lineage: Eukaryota; Metazoa; Chordata; Actinopteri; Cichliformes; Cichlidae. The coding region runs from base 258 to 1334 and encodes 358 amino acids. The transcript has 6 exons.